UCAGGUCUCCUGUUACCCGAGUAAGCAGAGGGCUGUUUACGAUGACUGCUACUAUGAAAUAAACCUAGACGUGGACACGCCUGUAAACAUUACCUCCCCCGGCUAUCCAUGUACCUUUCCACGCUCAUUCAGCUGUCAGUGGAAAUUAAAGGCUCCAAGAGGACAUUUUAUUCGAAUUGAUAUUUUGGUAUUUGAUCUUCCUGAAAACGACGAGGGCAAAACGUGUCACGUGGCCUACCUGGAAUAUGGUCACUAUGACUACAAAUAUCGCCGCGUCGCUGACACAGACAGACGAUGUGGCACCAAAAAUCCAAAGAAAAUCAUUUCACUCAACAACACAUACUGGUUAGCUCUAACGGGUCACUGGUAUCCUGAGACUGUAUCUUACAAGGGCAUCUACUUACAACUCAAAAUAACUAACCAGACAAAAGUUCGAAUAGCAAGCGACCCUACAAUUGUGGCAAUAUGUGCUUUUCUGGUCCCUCUUUUCUGCGCAUUUCCGGUUUACCAUUGCUUUAAGCGCAUGGCCCAGGUCAACAAAAGGAAAAGAAUACAAGCAAGGGUUCAGAGACUCAGAGAACAAGACAGACAGAAAAGGGAGUCAGGUGCUACCAGUGGAGAUGGCCUAAGCACAACAGUUUCUGUCGCCGAGGAGACAUCGUCUGUGUUUUACACUAUAUGGGAAGAGUCAGAUGAAUGCCCACCUGCCAAGGGAGAAUCCAAAGUGUGUGAAAAAAAUAACAACCUAUGCAUCAGCAGAGCCAAUCUGAGUGCCAGUGAUAGUGAACUUCACAAAGCCUAUCCCCAAGCCAAGGCCUCCAAACACCCUACUUCUGCUUUGCGGUCACUAAGCCAGGUUUCUGACCCUGACAAGCCUAUCUCCUGCAGUCCUAGCCAUUCCUCACCGGCACUCUUUCUGGAUGUGCCCACUUCCACCCCUUUCUUGAUGCCCCCACCCAGUCUAGAAGGCACCCCAAAUCGUUCAUCAUUAAGGAAAAGCGUCACCUUCAUGGACACGGAUUUAGUCUUUCGUUACCAAACGCCUGUCGAGCCACGAUAAUGCUACGAAUAGAUAUACGGGUUUUGUUUUUCGUUUCUUACCCAAAAAGAGGCGAUGCUAAGCGGAAUAUCACUGAGCCACGGUGACGACACGAAUAGAUAUACGGGUUUUGUUUUCCGUUUCUAUACCCAAAGAGAGGCGAUGCUAAGCGGAAUGUCACUGAGCCACCUUAACGACACGAAUAGAUAUACGGGUUUUGUUUUCCGUUUCUAUACCCAAAGAGAGGCGAUGCUGAGCCGAUUGCCAUUGAGCCACGUUAACGACACAAAUAGAUAUACGGGUUUUGUUUUACAAACACAGACGAUGUCGGGUAACGGAAACACGAUCAUGGUGCAAAUGAGCACGAAGUUGUGUUCCAUUAUUGCAGGUAAGGAG
Molecule: messenger RNA, 1435 nt
Organism: Liolophura sinensis
Lineage: Eukaryota; Metazoa; Mollusca; Polyplacophora; Chitonida; Chitonidae
Exons: 7
Coding region: 524-1060 (178 amino acids)
Source: RefSeq, a predicted model, not a curated record